Molecule: messenger RNA, 462 nt
Organism: Microthlaspi erraticum
Lineage: Eukaryota; Viridiplantae; Streptophyta; Magnoliopsida; Brassicales; Brassicaceae
Source: the annotation of a GenBank genome assembly
AUGAUCAAAAUAGCAAAGACUGGUCCAGGCGGCUCUAUCGAGAAACCGCGGCCAAAGUGCGGAACGGCCGGCCGAGGAACAUCCGUCCACGGUCGGCCAACAUCCGAACGCUCAUCUGUCCCGCUGAACAACGGCCGAGCCCACGUACCGAUCCGGGAAGCAUCGUCCCGCGGUCGGCCAAACCAAAAUCACAAAGCCAAGCCGCACGAACCGGGAAGCAUCGCCUCGCGGCCGUGCGGCACAACUCACACCGCGGCCGAUACAGUCCGACCAGGAAGGCCUCGUCCCACGUCCGGCCAAAUCCUUCGACCAUUAUCAUCCGUCCGGCCGAACCCGACGAACGAACGCAAAACUCUCGGCCACGAUCGACCGACCGUGCCGAUAGCCGACCACGACCCGAUAGCCGGCCGAACGUCCCGACCGACCGUCCGAACGGUCCGGUCGACCCGAAGCCGUUUUUGA